GACUGCGUGCCCAGCUGUCGCCGUAUGUACGCGGCCUCGUCCGCUCUACCUCGCUCAGCAUUGCCGUGCUCCAGCUUCUCUGCGCUCCAGACCGCCCGCUCGCGCCGCCGCUGCUCGCACACGCGUCCGCGCACUCAUCACACCGACCCGCCGUCCGCCGGCUGCUGUUCGCGGCCAGACUGCGCUAAAGUCUGCCUUCUCCGGCCGACUGCCCGCCAGGCCUUUGGAGCUUGGUCGCUUUAGGAAGCCCACGAUCCUGCUGCUCGGCCGCUGUGAUUGGCGAGCCUCGUUCUGCUGUCCGCGUCGGGUCCACCGCCUGGACGUCUUGCUUCCCCUUGGCCAGGCCUCUCGUCGCUGCUGCUCCUUCCUCUCUGACUCCUUCAUCCUCGCCCGCCGUCCUCUCGUCUCCUCCAGCGACGCAAGCGCCGUCUUCGAGCGACUUCCGAUCCUCCGGCCCUAACCUGGCUGCUGUCCCGAGCCUUGCGCCGCGCCGCACAGCCAGUCCCUGCGCUAGGAUCGACAUCGCUGCCACUCGCUGUUAGCGGGUAAAAUUUGUGUGAACAGCACAAGUUACACAGAAUCAACCCCGCGCUCCAAACCUCCAACAACCUCCUUAACCGCCGAACACAAUCGCAACGCUCGUCGCCGCCCGCUUCCAUCCUCGCGUCCGCACGUUGCGACUUGUCUACUUUCCAGCUCGACGACAUUGCUGCCGCACACGUCCGCCCAUCUGGCCUGUCCGAACUCGCAGUGUCCCCCCCUCCGCCCCUCCGUGGUUCCCUUAACCCCCUUCAGAAGCGUUUGUCCAUUGCCGCGAACAGGCUCAACGCAAACACCCGUGCUUAGAAGUGUCGAAUCCAAUCAAACAACGUCGUCAACGAAUUCGGCGUCCCUCGCCUGGCCUCUUUUCUCUGUUGACCUUCAAGUCUACGAGCAUCUUGCCGCAGAUUUUUUUUUUUCGCUGAGCCAUCAAUCCUUCUCCUCGAACAUUUCGCUGAGCGCCACCUUGUUCUUCACGGCCAAGAUCACCCACAGAGCAAAAAUAGCGUAUCAGAGGCAGAUUUGCUAUCGGACACGCGUGCUUUCACCGGCGUAUAUCGCGAAGGCUUGGCACCCUUUAUCUCGAGAUUUAUACUUCGCUUGUCGUGCAAGUGCUGCACAAACUUGCCUCAGGUUGCAGAGGGACUUGCUCAGUACAUGUCACAAUUGCCAAACAACCGUCAUUCGCAAUACAAAAGGCCAACGUAGCCUUUGUCUGGAAUACCCAUCCAAAUUAUCUGCAGUCACAACGGGGACUGACCUUUCGAGUCCUCCUUGUUUGGCUCUUGUCGUUCUCCAAGAUAGGUGAGCCGCAACGGACGAAAAAUCUCUUUGAAUAUCGAUCAGUCCUAAAUCCUAGCUCGUGUUGUUGCCGUGAACCAUCACAUCGUGAUGACGGGAUCACCAUCCACCUACAUUAAGGAGGAGAAUGAUGAAUUUUCAUUCAACCCUCACCAAUAUUCCGCCGCCAAUAAUGGCAGAUUCUUGAAUCAACAAUACAAUCAGUUCACGACAUCUGCCGGGGACAUGUCUGGAGUAAACCCGACGGAGCUCACCAUGAGCAACAUGAACAAUUUCGGCCAGAUGUCAAACAGCUUCAUGGGAGGCGGUAAUUCAGGAAUCGAUGAUGAGGACUUGCUCGCCCUCGGAAAUCUGGAUGAUCAGAAGCAUUUUCAAAUGAAUGGUUACAACCAAGGACAGCAGAGCCAGAAUUUUUUCCCUAAUGCACAAGGGUAUACGCCUGACAACAACCCAAUCGCAAGCCCGUUUUUAAACCAGCAAGGCGACUUCUUCAGCCAGUAUUCGAAUUCUCAUGGCCAACAAUUUGGCGGCAUGCAGCGAAGGCCAAUGGGCUCAAUGGAUCGACACCCGUCUGAUUCUGCUCGAAGCCCAAUGACACCGAGCGCAAGCAUGAGAAUAGGCAGCAUCGGCACUCCGGACUCCAAUCAUUUGCAAUACCAGGUUCCACUCAACCAACAUCUAAACCAGCACGCAAAGAUGCAAUCGGCCUCGUGGAAUCCCAAUGGCAACUCAGGCAGCGCGGGCUCAGGGUGGGGCGAGUCGCCAAUUUCUUCCCCACUUGCUGAUCACUUUCACACCAACAUGAAUGAGGUCCUAGCAGGCAGAGCUGGUGCUUCUCUUCCCACAAAGGUUGAGAAUGGGAUGCACAGCAACUACCAAACCCAGGAGGCCAAAAAGAAGCGGAGGCGUGAGUCGCACAACGCUGUUGAAAGGCGUCGCCGGGACAAUAUCAACGAGCGCAUACACGAUCUUUCAAGACUGGUCCCUUCUCAUCGCCUAGAAGAUGAGAAAAUCCGAAAGCACCUCAGCAAUAAUGGCCCCUUGUCGCCAACCCUCGGCGCAUCUGGCAUUUCCCCCCCUGCUGCUACAUCACUACUGGCAGGCGGUUCGGGGCGACGCGCUGCAGGUAACAUCACCCAAGGACUCCCUCUCGAGGAGAAAGACAAAGGACCAAAUAAAGGCGACAUACUGAACGGUGCCGUCAGCUGGACGCGCGACAUGAUGUGGCAGCUCUACCAAAAUUACAAGAAUGAAGAGAAACUACGUGCCCAUCUGGAAUCGCAUGGGCUGCAAUGGCCUCUGACUGAGACGGAAGAACAGAAACGAAUGAAGACUGAGCUAAUUGCUGCUGUCGAGAAGAACGGUGUUGACAAUUUCUCUUAUUCACGUGGACCAGGCAGCGGUCUUCGCGUCCCAGGUCAUACCACCAUUGACGGCCAGCCCCUCAACGGCACCAACGGUACCAACGGCCAGCAAUCAAGCGUGAGCCCUGCUAGCGCCAAUGGCCAGAAUUUCAAUUGGGUCAACGACUCUAAUCAGCGAGAUUCCUUUAGCCUCAAGGAAGAAGAUGAGUCUGGCUUUGGCAUGGAGAUGGGUUGAGUUAAUCUUCCUUUCUGCUCACGAAAUUUGCCUCACGACUCGCGGCUAGUAAUUUGAUACCCACACGCUUUCCUUCCCAGCACAACAUAACAGCUCUAGAGUAGACCAGAUUCUUCUUUUUUCCCUACACCAAAUCAGGAUCUGCUGAUACCUAAGAGCUCGUAAGCCUGCACAAUCUCCACUUUUUUUUUGAGAUCACAGAUGGCAUUUCUCAGUAUCGAUACCAUUGGCUGGAGUUUUUCUUUUAGGGACACGAGGGGUUUCGGGAUGUUGUUGGGUCGGCGUCUUAAUAUUCCCCUACACUAUUCCGUUCAUUUGAUUGCCAUUAUUACAUCUUCAGGGAGUUUUCCACCGGGCAUGCACUUGUUCUUCUUUGUGUUUUUGGCACCACUUACAUCAUCUUGCACGCCGAAGAGGGGAGAAUGUGGGCAUGCAUUUGGAAGCAAUGGGCGCCUGAUCAUUUUGGACACAGCAAUAUUGAUUUACCACCACGAUAACGAUGAUGACCACGAGAAUGACCAGAGACGGCCCAUGGAAAGAUAGCGGACUCGGAUGUGCAUGUUGCUUCGAUGUAGUCUUUUCUUUUUUUUUUUUGUCACUUGCACACUCAUAUUUAAACCCCUCUAUAUUUAGGCUGUCAUGACAGGAUGAUGCGAUCAUAUAGUCUCGUCGCUUCGACAGACGAUGCUUAGUUAUGAUCAUGACAGCCAGGAUGGCAAUCAAUAUACUUCCUUCAUACAAUCACAA
Messenger RNA from Verruconis gallopava, 3687 nucleotides. RefSeq lists its product as uncharacterized. The transcript is spliced from 5 exons. NCBI's taxonomy places the organism in Eukaryota, Fungi, Ascomycota, Dothideomycetes, Venturiales, Sympoventuriaceae. The record is from RefSeq and is a predicted model, not a curated record. Gene Ontology annotation, biological process: regulation of transcription by RNA polymerase II. Bases 1432 to 2940 code for a protein of 502 amino acids. Gene Ontology annotation, molecular function: protein dimerization activity; DNA-binding transcription factor activity, RNA polymerase II-specific; RNA polymerase II cis-regulatory region sequence-specific DNA binding.